Messenger RNA from Coniophora puteana RWD-64-598 SS2, 1397 nucleotides. Its product is annotated as PLP-dependent transferase. Gene Ontology annotation, biological process: biosynthetic process; amino acid metabolic process. Gene Ontology annotation, molecular function: transaminase activity; pyridoxal phosphate binding. NCBI's taxonomy places the organism in Eukaryota, Fungi, Basidiomycota, Agaricomycetes, Boletales, Coniophoraceae. The transcript is spliced from 10 exons. Bases 99 to 1397 code for a protein of 432 amino acids. The record is from RefSeq and is a predicted model, not a curated record.
CAGAACCCUUGCUCUCAACUUGCUCCCCUUCACAUUGCUGGACUUGUCUGAUUCCUUCUUACAAUCACCUUUUAACCUAGUCCAUAAACACCCUGAAGAUGCCCCACUUGAGUCGGAGAGCACGCGAGCGCGUGGUGGAGAUCGAUAGCGAGUUGCCUAUAAUGAAACUGUUGCCUGAGAGGUUCCACGACUCGGUACUCAAUCCUGAGGGCGUUAUUGCCAUGGGAAUAGCGGAAAAUGCCCUCAUGACGCCAGUGUUUACGGAAUAUAUCGAGAAGAAUAUGCGUUUGCAUGCUGAUCAUUUCAAGUAUCAUCUUACGGCGCGCAGAGGACAUGCACACUCCACAGAAGAUGCGCUGCCGGAAUAUAUCAAUGACACAUUUCACCCCCGUAUUCCCGUCACCCGACAAAACUCCGUGGUAGGUCCCGGCGUAGGUUCUCUCAUUGGGGAAUUCUGCUGGCAGGUGUGCGAUGAUGGAGAGGCUUUCAUGAUCACUGCACCCUUCUAUGGUGGAUUUCAACCCGAUUGUCAAUACCCAUCCCGAACAAAGCUUGUUGUCGUAGACGUCCCACCCGAGAUAGAUCCCCUUUCGAAGGAUGCCAUACCCUAUCUAGAACAAACUAUAGAGAAGUCCAAGGUUAACGGACCGACGAUUCGAGGAGUAAUCCUCUGCAAUCCGCAUAAUCCUCUCGGCAGAGUAUACCCAGAGGAGAGUAUUGUCGCGUACGCGUCGCUUGCAGAAAAGUAUGAUUUGCAUCUCCUAGUUGACGAGAUAUAUGGGAACCAAGUGUACCCCUCUUCUCUCGUCCCAAACCCACCUCCCUUUGUCUCCGCCCUGGCGAUGGACCUGCCCAUGCUUGCAAAAUGUGACCCCGCACGUAUCCACGUUGUCGCCGGCCCAUCGAAAGAUUUCGGCGCUUCAGGUCUGCGCAUUGGCAUCUUAAUUUCUCAACAUAAUCCCGAGAUCAUCAAACUACUCGACUCGGCUACCAUGCUUAAUGCCAUUCCGGGACCAACAGAUGCCAUCUUUGCCGCUGCAAUAAACGACAAGGAGUGGCGGGACUGGUUCCUCGAGGAGAGCAGACGCAGGAUAUCGGAGGCAUAUGAGGUUAUCGUGACGUGGUGUAACUUGCACCAGAUACCAAUAUUUCCGUCGUACGCUGGCCAGUUCGCCGUGAUGGACCUGGCAAAGAUCUUAGAACGCUUCGGUGAAGAUAAGGCCAUGGCUGAGAAGAAGGAAGCGUUGACAUUUGCCAUGCUAAAAGCUGGUGUUUUGAUUGUCCCUACCGGCCAAGACCAGUCACCAACCCGUUAUAGGAUAGUAUUUGUUCGACCCAAAGAGAUCAUAGAGCUCGCCUUGUAUCGUCUGGAAGCCGCUUUUGGGCUGAGCAAAUGA